AUGGAUCCUGUUCGACCACCGUUCUGGGGCCCUUCUCCUAUCCACCCAUCUCAGUGUGUACGGAUGCCAGGCUCAUGGCCACAAGUUCCUAAACACUUAGAUUCAGCUCUGGGCAGGGCAGGACCUGCAGGCAGAGGCAAUGUAUUUGGAAAACCAGAGGAACCAAGCCCACAGAAUGGGCCAACACAAAAGGAAUCUGUGGGUUUAGUCUCCAUGUUCCAGGGACUGGGCCUGGAAACAGUGUCCCAUACCCCUCUAAUAAGAGAAAUGCCUCCUCUAGGUAGAGGCAUUUUUGGUCGAGGCUUAUCUACUAAUAUGGUGCGCAAGGACAAAGAAGAACCUCAUCCCGCUUUUCCAGAUCCAUCAGUGUUGGCAGCUGGAGAUAGCAAGUUGGCAGAGGCCACCAUUGGUUGGAAUAGAAUGCUUGGAAGAGGAAAUUUGGAUGUUUCUUUAUUACCAUUGGGAAGAGCAGCUGGGGGGAUAGGCCGAGGAAUAUACAGACCUCCUAGCGCACUCAGCCUGGCUUCCCGGGACCCACCACAGUUGUCAUCAUCACCACCUCUGCCCCAGCCCUCACUACACUCUCCAGAUCGCCCUCCAGCUGUGACUGUCGAACACAAGGAAAAAGAGCUUUUUGUGAAGCAAGGGUCAAAAGGAAGACCUCAGUCUUUGGGUCUGAACCUCAUCAAAAUACAGUGUCAUAAUGAAGCAGUUUAUCAAUAUCAUGUGAAUUUCAGCCCCAACGUGGAGUGCAAAAGCAUGAGGUUUGGCAUGUUGAAGGACCAUCAAGCUGUCACCGGAAAUGUUACUGCUUUCGAUGGAUCCAUUCUGUAUCUGCCUGUUAAACUUCAACAGACUCUUGAGUUAAAAAGUCAAAGGAAGACUGAUGGUGCUGAGAUCUGCAUUAAGAUUCAGUUGACAAAGAUCCUGGAGCCCUGUUCUGACUUGUGCAUCCCCUUCUACAAUGUUGUUUUCCGUAGGGUAAUGAAACUUUUAGAUAUGAAGCUUGUGGGGAGAAACUUCUAUGACCCUUCAAGUGCUAUGGUACUACAACAACACAGAUUGCAGAUCUGGCCAGGCUAUGCAGCUAGCAUCCGGAGGACAGAUGGAGGUCUUUUCCUGCUAGCUGAUGUUUCCCAUAAGGUCGUCCGGAAUGAUUCUGUGCUGGAUGUCAUGCAUGCCAUGUAUCAGCAGAACAAAGAAAACUUCCAGGAUGAGUGCACUAAGCUUCUGGUUGGAAAUAUUGUUAUAACCCGUUACAACAACCGCACCUAUCGUAUUGAUGAUGUGGACUGGAAUAAGACUCCAAAAGAUAGCUUCACAAUGUCUGAUGGGAAGGAGAUCACAUUCUUGGAAUACUACAGCAAAAACUAUGGGAUUACAAUUAAGGAAGAGGACCAGCCACUGCUGAUCCACAGGCCCAGUGAGAGACAGAAUAACCAAGGGAUGUUGCUAAAAGGCGAAAUACUGCUACUACCUGAGCUUUCCUUCAUGACCGGAAUCCCAGAGAAAAUGAAGAAGGACUUCAGAGCCAUGAAGGAUUUGACUCAGCAGAUCAAUCUGAGCCCUAAACAGCACCAUAAUGCUUUGGAAUGUUUGCUACAGAGAAUUUCGAAGAAUGAGACAGCUCGCAAUGAAAUGACACGUUGGGGUCUCUGUCUUCAAAAUGAUGUACAUAAGAUUGAAGGACGAGUUCUGCCAAUGGAAAGAAUUAAUUUAAGAAAUACUUCAUUUACCACAUCUCAGGAACUCAACUGGAUUAAGGAAGUAACCAGAGACCUUUCCAUUUUGACUGUCCCCAUGCAUUUCUGGGCAGUCUUUUACCCAAAGAGAGCAAUGGAUCAGGCCCGAGAGCUGGUUAACAUGUUAGAGAAGAUAGCUGGCCCCAUUGGCAUGCGAAUGAGCCCACCGGCCUGGGUUGAACUAAAGGAUGACCGGAUAGAGACCUAUAUCAGGACCAUUCAAUCCAUGCUGGGAGCUGAGGGGAAGAAGAUACAGAUGGUUGUUUGCAUCAUUAUGGGCACACGUGAUGAUCUCUAUGGGGCCAUCAAGAAGCUGUGUUGUGUGCAGUCUCCAGUGCCCUCACAGGUCAUCAAUGCCCGAACCAUUGGUCAGCCCACCAGGCUUCGGAGUGUGGCCCAGAAAAUUUUACUUCAAAUUAAUUGUAAACUGGGUGGUGAGCUCUGGGGAGUGGAUAUUCCCUUGAAACAAUUAAUGGUGAUUGGGAUGGAUGUUUACCAUGACCCUAGCAGAGGUGCACGCUCUGUGGUUGGCUUUGUUGCAAGCAUCAAUCUCACCCUCACAAAAUGGUAUUCCCGAGUGGUAUUCCAGAUGCCUCAUCAGGAGAUUGUGGAUAGCCUGAAGCUGUGCCUAGUGGGCUCCUUAAAAAAGUUUUAUGAGGUGAACCACUGUCUACCAGAGAAGAUAGUGGUAUACCGUGAUGGCGUGUCUGAUGGCCAACUAAAGACAGUUGCCAACUAUGAGAUUCCUCAGCUACAGAAGUGUUUUGAAGCUUUUGAGAAUUAUCAGCCCAAGAUGGUGGUAUUUGUAGUUCAGAAGAAAAUCAGCACCAAUCUGUACCUGGCUGCUACUGAGCACUUUGUGACUCCCUCCCCUGGCACGGUGGUAGACCAUACAAUAACAAGUUGUGAAUGGGUGGAUUUCUACCUUCUUGCCCAUCAUGUGCGACAGGGUUGUGGCAUUCCUACGCAUUAUAUCUGUGUACUCAACACUGCAAACCUGAGCCCUGAUCAUAUGCAGAGGUUGACUUUCAAACUGUGCCACAUGUACUGGAAUUGGCCUGGUACCAUCAGAGUUCCAGCUCCUUGCAAAUAUGCCCACAAGCUAGCUUUCCUGUCAGGACAAAUCUUACACCAUGAACCAGCCAUCCAGCUGUGCGAGAACUUAUUCUUCUUAUGACUGGACAGAUCGGAUGUAGGCUCGUUAGGAGAAAUUAGAUUUCCACACUCAGCUGUGAUUCUUGCAGGAUCAGCAGAAAUGGAAGUGGGGUUUUUGUGUUGGUGUUUUCCCUUUCCCCAACCCAGCUGAAUUAUUUUUUUUGCUUUUAUCACAAAGAAGCAAGUCCCAGUCUAAGUAUCAGCUAGAAAUUGCCUUGUUGCCUUUGUAGAGCAAAUGCAGGUAGUAUUGCUACAGUGUAGAUGGAGUGGGUGAAUACAGGAAACCUUAAGA
Molecule: messenger RNA, 3189 nt
Organism: Trichechus manatus latirostris (Florida manatee)
Lineage: Eukaryota; Metazoa; Chordata; Mammalia; Sirenia; Trichechidae
Gene: PIWIL2
Product: piwi like RNA-mediated gene silencing 2
Exons: 22
Coding region: 1-2919 (972 amino acids)
Biological process (GO): regulatory ncRNA-mediated gene silencing
Cellular component (GO): P granule
Molecular function (GO): piRNA binding; protein binding; RNA endonuclease activity
Source: RefSeq, a predicted model, not a curated record